ACACAAAGUACUAGAGAAAACUGAAUUCAAAAACUAUAACCGUUAAAAAUUAAUAAAAUUUUAAAAUAAAAUGAAAGGAUGUAUAAAAUUAAUUUUUCUUGUGACUUUUGUCAAUGCUGUGAUAGCUACAGAUUAUUGCAGCAAAGACAUUUGUAAAGAAGGUGACACCCAUGUUGCCUGUAAUAAUGAAGGCAAAUUCUCCCCCAACUGUCCCAGUGAUGCCGAACUUAGAGAAAUAACUGAGCCAUUAAAAAACUUAAUUGUCCAGACUCAUAAUGAGAAACGUAAUACUAUUGCGGCUGGUGGUGGUGAUCUUAAGCCGGUUUGUCGCAUGGCCACCAUGGAAUGGGAUGAAGAAUUAGCUUCUCUGGCUAAACUAAACGUCUUAAAAUGUGAAAUGGAACACGAUAAAUGUCAUAACACCGAUGCUUUCAAGCAUUCGGGACAAAAUCUUGCAGAUAUAGGCUUUUUAGAAACUGCUAAUGAUACCGACAGCAUACUGCAAUCUAUUGAUUUAUGGUUCAAUGAAAAAAAGAAUGUUAAACAGAAUAUUAUUGAUAAAUUUCCGAGGGAUUAUGCGGGACCAAUGAUAGGUCAUUUCACAGCAUUGGCGUCUGAUCGUAAUAUACGAGUAGGUUGUGCUGCCUCCACUUACACUGUAGCUGGCAAAGAUUUUAAAGAUUAUUUGUUUGCUUGCAAUUAUGCCGCCACCAAUAUGGUUGAUUUCCCCAUCUAUAAAAGCUGCGAUAAACCUGCGGCUGAGUGUCAGUCUGGCACUAAUCCAUCUUACGAAAAUUUGUGUUCCACCUCGGAAUCAUAUGAUGUUAAUAAAUAUUAUUAGGGAUAUAAAUAUUGAAAAAUUCCCUAUUUAUCAAAAGAAUUCCUUUAUACAGAAUAUUUUUCAUAAAUUUUCUUUUUAUAGAAAAUGUU
Messenger RNA from Lucilia sericata (common green bottle fly), 930 nucleotides. RefSeq names its product antigen 5 like allergen Cul n 1-like. The transcript is spliced from 3 exons. The coding region runs from base 71 to 841 and encodes 256 amino acids. Lineage: Eukaryota; Metazoa; Arthropoda; Insecta; Diptera; Calliphoridae. The record is from RefSeq and is a predicted model, not a curated record.